This is a messenger RNA of Astyanax mexicanus (Mexican tetra), 1483 nucleotides long. RefSeq lists its product as uncharacterized. The coding region runs from base 109 to 1218 and encodes 369 amino acids. The transcript is spliced from 3 exons. NCBI's taxonomy places the organism in Eukaryota, Metazoa, Chordata, Actinopteri, Characiformes, Acestrorhamphidae. The record is from RefSeq and is a predicted model, not a curated record.
GGCAUGUCUAAACGAAUGUUAUAAGUGUAGCUGCAGGGCGCUUACUCCAUACUGCCACGCGCUGUCUAGAUAGAAGGACCCAGGACGCUUCUUUCCUCAAAGCAAAAGAUGGCAAGUCCGACAAAACAGCCCAAGAUCGAGACUGAGACGCUAUCUGGAUUCAUCCACCAGGUUUCCCCGAUUAAAUUUUCUGCAACCAGCUCCGAGUUCUUUAAUGCAGUGAUCCAGACCGACCGGGAGGAAUUCCACGACGCCGUCGUAUUCAGCCCGGGUAAAAGGCAGAGGUUUCUGCAAGCGCAACAGAACGGGACCCCUUUGCGCUUAACAAACGUCAGGAAAACCCUAAGUUUGAAGGGAACAUCGGACUACGACGUCCUGCUAAACUACAAAACAGACGUGACGGUGACCACUGUGCCGUUCGCCGCAAGACAUCCCCCCGCGGAUGAAAAAACAACCCUGCGUGAAGUUAGUGCGAUGCCUGCUGGGAAAACGGUCAGCCUAGUUGAAUGCAAGGUGUUCAGUGUCAGCCCAUCCUCUUCUACAGUGAAGGUACGAGGUACAGACCGGGAGGUGAGGAGCUGCCGCAUUUCGGACGGCACAGCGGAACUUCAGCUGCAGCUCUGGGAGAAGCAUAUUGAGAAGGUACAGAAUUUGAAGUCCUACGCCUUCUCUCGCCUGUCUACGCGGGUCUUCAACGGGAAAGUCCAACUCACCACCACAUUAGCCACUGAGUGCACAGUUGUGGCAGACCUUCCGGUGUCCGAGGCGUCCGGUAGCUCCGAGGAUGCCCAGCUGAUGUCAGUAGCUGGAGCUAUUCUAGCACUGGAAAUCAGAGCUACCAUGAAGUGCCCACAGUGCGGCAGUAGACAGGACACUUUUAAAGACUCUACCAAGUUCCACCGGUGUCAGAACUGCCGCAUGAUGCAGAAGGGGAAUAUGUUUCUCAGGCUGCUCUCGGGAACAAUUAAGGUCGCAGGGCAGCAGGAGCGGCAUACGCUGUCUGUCAGCAAUCGGGCACUGGAAGCUUAUAUCAAGCGCUACAACCUCCAGAGCUUGCUAAACGUAGAGGAAAUCGAGGAGCACUUCCUUGAACAAUCUCAGAUCUCAGUGUCGUUUGACAAUGAGCUUCGGGUGAUUGAGUUGCUACAGCCUGACACAGAGGCUCUCUGCGCAGCAGAGGAAGAGGCCACGGCCGGUGAGUUUAGCAGCGCGGAGUAAAGCAGCGCGGAGCAAAGCUGUGCAGUACAAGACCAGAACUCGCUAACGGAAAUGUGAGUACAUGUAAAUAGUUUUAUAGUGUUUAUAGUUUAUGGUUGGUGUUUAUAAGUACAGUUUGAAUUUUAUUAUAGUAUUUAUUAUUUUCCAUUCUUCUUAUUAUUUAAUUAGACCAGUUAGUUUCUGUUUGCAAAUGUUUGUUUUAAAUGUACUUUAAGAUUAAUAAUAUAAAUAAUUAAUACUUAGUUGUUGUUGUUGUUUUUGUUGU